Lepidothrix coronata (blue-crowned manakin) is the source of this 1864-nucleotide messenger RNA. RefSeq names its product chromosome unknown C16orf59 homolog (gene TEDC2). NCBI's taxonomy places the organism in Eukaryota, Metazoa, Chordata, Aves, Passeriformes, Pipridae. The record is from RefSeq and is a predicted model, not a curated record. Bases 1 to 1791 code for a protein of 596 amino acids. The transcript is spliced from 10 exons.
AUGACCGUAUUUGACCACAAAUCAGAUCUGACUGGGCUAUGGAUGGAGCCCAGCCAGGGGUCAGGUCCUGGCAGGGCCGUAGGGAGGGAGCGCGGGCGGAGCGGCGGGAACGGUCAGGACCCGUCAGGACCCGGCCGGGACGAUGCUGCCCGCGGGCCGCGGCGGGCGGUGAGCGGGGACCGGGGGGGAGCGGGGGCGCCGGGCUGGGCCGGGUCCGGGGCUGGGACCGGGCCGGGCCCCGCUGAGCGCGCUGGGCCUCGCAGGGCGGCGGCGGCGCUGAGGGCGGCGCUGGGCGCGGGCGCGGAGCGGCGGCGGGAGCUGGAGCGGCGGGCGGAGCGGGGCCGGGCGCUGCUGCGGCCGUGGGGCGGCGAGGAAGAGGAGCAGCCGCAGCCCGGCUCCGGCGCUGGACACGAGAACAGGCCUUCACCCAAGGAGCUGGAGGAGCUGGAACUGCUGAACAGGGCCUUAGAGAAGGCACUGAAAGUCAGGAAAAGCAUCUUGAAAAGUCCAUUAGAGGCCCCGGGAGCUACAGGAAAGAAAUUGGCAGGUGAGGGACCUGCUGCCAGGAAGGCUGAAGAGCAGCAGGUGCCUGUACCUGUUGAGGAUGUUCCUGAGAGCACAAAGGUGGGAACUGGAAGCAAAAAGCCUGGCUCUUCAAAGAAGCCCUCUGCAUACCAGCUAAGAGCCCCUUAUAGGACUGACCCAGAUGUGAAGAAACCACAAAGGAAAGCCCCAGCCAGAUGUGUUUCUCAAGGUCCCAGGACAUCUGGGAAGAGCUCCUCAAAAGGGGUGGCUUCAAAACAAAGAGGGAGUCAGAGGACAGCAACUGGCAGUGCCACAGAGGUCUGUGCUCCAGCUGAACCCCAAAAGACACUUGGCUCGUCCAAAUCUGCCCCAAAUGAGCAGCAAAGUUUUUCUGUGGGGGAUUCAGCUGGGGGAAAGAACUCAAUAGCUGCUGGCCAGGAGUUAUUUGAUGCAGGGAAGAAAAGCUGUGGUUUCCUGGGAGAGUCCAGCAAAAAGGAGGACACUGCAGGUGCAUCAGGAAGGAGCCUCUCACCUGGGACAAGCACCCUGUGGGAAAAAGGAUGCCAGCUGAAGCUCCCCCUUCCCUACAGGAUAGCCUAUUCCAGGAACUCCAGGGCAUGGGAGAAAUGUCAUCUGUGCCAAACAAGUGCAGAUGCAGCAGCUGCAAGGGCCCGUUUUAUGGAGAGGAUCCAGACAACUUUUUGUUCACCGAAGGCAGACUUCAGUCCUGCAGAGAUAGAGGAGGAAUUGAGGGUCCUCCAGGAUGUCCCCUCCCGUCUGAGGCAGUAUGUGGAAGCUGAGACUGCAGACCCUCCCUCUCUACAAGGGGAGUAUGAAAGCCUGUUGACCUUGGAGGGUUUGCAAACCACAGUUGCUCAGUGCCUGCAGAAGCUGCAGCUUCUUCGAGCAGCUCUGGAGUCCCAGCUGAGGCUGCGCCCAGACUGCACUGGGGAUGUGGGAAGCUGCUCCCCAGCCUGUGUCCCUGCCAGGGGACAGAUAUGUGACACUGCAGGAGUGCUGGCUCUGCCUCUCCUGUGUUACUCCAGCUUCCAGGAGCUGAGGGACCUGUUUGCCUUGAAGCUGCAAGUGUCAAUGCUGCACCAAGAGAUUGCCCUACAAAAGGUGCUGAUGGCAGAGCUGCUGCCUGUCCUGGAGCCCAGCCCGUGCCCGGAGGGCUCUGCCCGGCUCUUCCGUGCCAUCCACACCCAGCUCUGCCAGGGGGGCAGGAGCUUCCCUGUGCUGGUGAGGGAUGAGCUGGGGGACUGAGCAGGGGAGCCUCCUGCUAGUCCUUCACACACACACAGACAGUUCUGAGCAAUAAAUCUUUUCCAUGAACUUC